CACCACCACCACCACCACCACCCCCUCCGGGUAAUAAGGUCCAUGUAGAUUCCUCGGGUCACAAUCUGAAGCCAUUCCACUGGGAUGCUCUGCCCAAGGCCAGCGUGGAGGGCAAGCACAACAUCUGGACGGCCGAGCGCCCCCGCGGGGAGUACAAGCUGGACACAGACCGCAUGGAGGAGCUCUUCAGCCACGACAGCCCGGGGUUGGGCUCCAUGAAGACCAAGACCCUGCACCGCAUGAGCAUCAAGCCUACCUCUGCAGGCCGCGGGGAGGCGGUCACCAUUCUGAGCCAAAAGAGGAGCAUGAACGUAGGGAUUUUCCUGAAGCAGUUCCGGCGGCCAGUACGGGACAUGAUCGCAGAUAUCAGCUCAGGAACCAGUACCGGGUUUGGCACUGGGAAACUCAGGGAGCUGUGCAAGAUGCUCCCAGAGGAAGGAGAGGUGCGAGAUUUGAAAAAGUUUAAAGGCAAAGAAGCAGCCCUUGCCGAAGCCGAUCUGUUCAUGUUAAUGCUGGUCAAAACCCCGAGCUACGAAGAACGCCUCAACUGCCUGGUGCUGCAGGAAGAGUUCUUCCCCAUUAUGGAGGACAUGAAGCGGUCCAUAACUUUGUUGACAGCCGCUGCCAAGGAGCUCCUGGAGUGUGAAAAUCUUCACUCUGUCAUCCUUCUGGUGCGGAAAACGGGAAAUCACUUGAACGCUGGCAGCUACGCUGGCAGCGCCAUCGGCUUUCGCAUGUCAUCGCUCCUGAAACUAGUGGACACCAAAGCCAACAAACCUGGCAUGAACCUGAUGCAUUACGUUGUCAUGGAAGCCGAUAAGUACGACUCCAACCUGCUUCAGUUUCCUCAGCAGCUCAAACUUAUCGGAGCGGCUUCAAGGAUCAACAAGGAUGACAUCAGUGCAGAGUUUCAGAAAGAAGUCAAGCGAGUGCAAGUCGCCAAAGUGGAAGCAGAGAAACAGGAAAAUCUGAAGGCACUGAUGGAUGACUUCCUGAAGGGUGCUGCCUCCUUAGUGACUGAAAUGCAGCAGAGUCUGGAGGCGCUCAAUGCAGCCAGCGACAGCGUGGCCCAGUUCUUCGGCGAGGACCCCAGCAAGUUCAAACUCCAGGAGUGUUGCACCAUCUUCAGCACCUUCUGUGAGAAGUUCAUGAGGGCGAUCCAGGAGAACAAAGAUCGCAUCGCAUCGGAGAUCAAGAAAAAGAACCGGCUGCAUAUCGCUGCCAAGCGUCGCUCCACUGCCACCUGCGCCUGGGAAAAGGAGUCGAAGGGCAUGGAGCUCGAGUCCUUCCUGCACACCUUCGCCUCCAGCCGCUCAUCACGGAGGAGGAUAGGGAAGUUCGGGAAGGGCGGCCCUAACAAUGGGAGCCCUAACAAUGGGAGCCCUAACAAUGGGAGCCUUUCAGAGAUCUGUGCCGUGGCUAUGGCGGACCACACAGGUCCCAGCAGGAGUUUGGUCAUCCUAUCCGAGGAGAAGGGACCAAUCAGACAGGACUCCGCCGCCCCCAACCUGACAGACAGCUCUCGGCUCGACGAGCCACCGCCUCCAAGCAGGGUUAAGGAUAUUUCCUCAAAGACUCCCGAGGUUAAGCCUCCCAACGCAAAGUCGGACUGCGACGUUGCCGCGAUCGCCGCCAUGAAGCCGGACGGCAGCAGCACUACGGGGGGGCGCGUCGUUGGGAUGCAUAACCGGGAGGAGCAGGAGCAGGAGGCGGAGCCGGUCGGCAACACGCCGGAGGAGGCGCAGAAGCUGCGCGAGGCGUCCAGGAAGGUCCUCCGGUACCAGAGCAGCCGAGGGAGCGUCACCUCGGGCGACCAGGUUCUGGGAAACGUCAAGUCCCCGGGACCCGCCAACCAGCCCACCCAGCGGCGCACUUUAGACCUGGACGACCUCCGAGGUUUCCCAGAGGCCAAGGAGGGCAAAGAGCCCGCCAAACGACCCCUCUCUGAUAUCCCCCUCUCCAACGCCAUUGGGCGACGCCACACACUGUGUCUCCCGUCCGGUACGGCCAAGCAGGCGGAGGAGGAAGACGAGGUAUGGAUGCCGCUCAAAGAGAGAACUAGGCCUUUGUUAGGAGACCUGGGGAAGAUGAAGUCGUUGGAGUCUGGGCUUUACGCCAGUCUGAUUACGCCGAGAUUGUUCGACGACUUGGAAGACAGGAGCCCUCCACCCAUGGAGGAGAAGAGGAGUAAAACAAAUUUUCCAUUUCCUCCUGUGCUACCAGUUGAAGAGUCUUCGAAACAAAGCCAGGCAGGGACAUCAAGUCAGGCCCUGGCAGGUAACCUUCCAAAGAAACCACAAAUUAGUCCUGACAAGAGUACAAAUGUCUGGCACAAGUCGGACAUUUUGGGAUUUUUCAAACGUCUCGGAAAUAGGAACAAACUGCCAAACACUAAUGAACCUGCAUAUAGCGACGGCACGGGAUCCUCUGUGUAACUGUAGGAUUUUAUUUUUGCAGGACAUCGCAUGUCCGGACAUUUAGACAUUAUCCAGACUAUCCAGACAUUUCAAUGACUUCUGCAGUGAUAAUUAAGUAAGUACCCAUGUCACCCAUGGCUGAUGUGCGCUAUUUGAUUUGGAAGGCUUAGGAGGUAGUGAGGAGACUAGAUAAAAGGGUUGUGUGGAAGUGACUGUAGAUGGUUACGCUGUAGGGCAGGAGUAUUUGCCACAUAUUACCACUUGGUGGCAGCAUGUUACAAGUACAACGCAUAACAAGAGAAACUGCAAAGACUGUAUAAGUUGAGAUGCCCUGCUCGGCAGUAAGAAAUGGCGUGGAAGGAAAGUGAUUUAAAGACAAUCAUUUUAAUUGAACAGUAAAUGGAAGUGGUUAAGCCUCAUCAGAUAUGGGUGUUCUUUAUACUACCGUAGGCCAGUUCUAAGCAUACAAUCGUUUUGCUGCUAGAGCUCAAAACACAAGCUUUUCAAGGAUCUUAUUUAAUUGAACACUUUUUUGUAUUUGCUUAGUUUGCUUAAAACAUAUCCGGGCUGCUCUGCUGAACUGUACAGAAGGCAUCCAUCCUUAAUAAAGUUUUGCAGGGCUUAGUGAGGUAUGGGAGCCACGUGUUGUUGUUAUCUCUAUUAUACAUCCUGCGUAAUCCAAAGCAGGGCCUACACCCCAGACUACAUUCAGAGAUGAUCAGCACUAGGACUGAAAUGGACAUGGGAUUAAAGUUGGUUCCUCAAAUCUAUGUAGUAAGUACACUCAAAUUGUAAAUAUUGUAACAAAGGGUGGUCACCGCCCGAUAUGAUGUGUCCCACAUUUAUGUUUAUUUAUGUAUUUUAUUUGAGGGGGUUUAUUUCCGAAAUAAAUACAUUUGAAACACUUGGA
Molecule: messenger RNA, 3327 nt
Organism: Gadus morhua (Atlantic cod)
Lineage: Eukaryota; Metazoa; Chordata; Actinopteri; Gadiformes; Gadidae
Product: formin-F
Exons: 11
Coding region: 174-2435 (753 amino acids)
Source: RefSeq, a predicted model, not a curated record